UAUAAACCCCCUUGCAGUCUGCUGAGCCAAGCACACCAACAGCAAGUGUUCUUUUUUGAGCUUUACAAGCUUUUUCCCACCUUAUUACGUGAAGAAAGUUCAGAGUUCAAGAGUGAGCAUUUCAGACAAAUUCUCAGGAUGAAGCUUGGGAGCCAAAGAAGGAGAGGAGGAUUCAGCAAGUCCCUGAAGGAGCAAAGAUCAAGGCUCUACAUCAUUUCGCGAUGCGUUGUUAUGCUGCUCCGAUGGCAUGACUGACAAGAAGCAUUUUUUUUGCUAGCUCAGAUUUUCCUCUUCUCUAGUUCUUCUGUUGUUUUUUUUUCUUCCGUUACCAGAAUGGUAGGGGACAUUGUAUAGAUACAGAUCCUUGUAGCAGCUGUGGUAUGAAAUGAUCGACAAUUUCAAAAAAAAAUUCGUCACUUUGCUCUCCUGUUGCAAUUAAUUUGGUGUGCACGAUUCUUCUCCGAAAGGCUUUGUCAAUCUCACA
Oryza sativa Japonica Group (Japanese rice) is the source of this 484-nucleotide messenger RNA. RefSeq names its product small polypeptide DEVIL 4. The record is from RefSeq and is a predicted model, not a curated record. NCBI's taxonomy places the organism in Eukaryota, Viridiplantae, Streptophyta, Magnoliopsida, Poales, Poaceae. Gene Ontology annotation, biological process: negative regulation of cell population proliferation.